AUGGGAGGUGCGAUGGUGAAGAGCUUCAAGCGCAGCAGCAUCAUCUCGACGCUGUCCAGCAACAUCUACCCUUGGUCGACUGGGGAUGACGGGGGGGACGAGGCGUUGCUGGACGAGCAGUUGGGGAUGCAGGAGGAGCAGCCCCCCAGCCCACCGAAUCCUGAGAUACAACGGCUGAUCUCAGAGUUUCUGGAAGCAGAGACAAGUGACAAGAUGGAGUUUGAGAGCAUCGUUGAGAACACAGCCAAGGCUAUCCAUGCUGAGAUGAAGGAGAUUCUCAACACACAGCUCCUCAUCUCACAGCUCAAGCGCGAGAUUGUAGUGGAGGAAUGGAGCAAUGAGAGACAAAACCUCGAGUCCACGUUCCAGCUCUUCAACCAUCAAAGAAAUCUGUAUAAUGCCUUGCUGACCACUGCUCAGGUUGAGGAAGAGACCAGGGAGCUAGAGACUCUCGCUCGUGAGGAGAAAGAAUUGCAUGAGAUCAUUGUCGAGUACAAGAAUGACAUCAAAGGAGUUCUGAUGAGACAGCGGAUGAUUCAGAUGAAAAUCGAGUCAAGAAGCAAAUCGAAGCAAGAGCGUAUCCUGGAGGACGAAGAGCUUGCUAGACUGGAGGCAGAAGAGCGGUUUGCUGAAGCCGGCAUGAGGCAUGAACUGACUUUGGCCGAGGCGACGAAGUUGAAGAAGCUGAGACUCAAGAAAUCUGAGUGGAUCAAGAAUGCAGAGGCAAGAGAACAAGAAACCAAAGAUUACCGGGACAAGCUUGCAAGAUUUGAAGGCGAACUGCACAGCACACGAUCAAGACUAGAAAACGCGAAGAAGGAGGAGGAGCAUAUGAUCCUGAAGAUGAGAGAUCAACGAGAGAAACUCCGCCAGUCACAAGAAAAUCUCAAAGAGAUCAAUAUGCUGAUUCUGCGAGAAGUGGGCGAGAACUCCCCCGACCACAACCCUCAAGAUCAAAGGUCUCCUUCGCAGAUGAACUCUCACAGGAAGGAGGAGAUAAGGACGCACGAUGGAUUUCUUGUGAUCAUCUACACGCCGAACGCCUUUCCUUCCUCUGAAGCGGAUGAGAAGCUGUUUUCAGUCUCUUGCUCACUGCCCGAUAUCAACCUGCAGGGAUUGGACGACUACCGGGUGAUGAUAGACAAAUACCCUUACCCCAAAUGUCGUCGGGAGGCCAGUUGCUGGUUCGACGUCGAACUUGCUGGUGAAUAUGUGUUCUGCUUGUCGACAAGAGCGAGAGCAUUGCUGUUGGUCGAUGACACCUUCGUGUUGGAGACAGAGAGUAUAGGGGAGGCACAAGGAGAAGAAACGAUCAGCGGCAGGGUCAGAGGCUUUUUCUGUGAGUUUUUCUAUGUCGGUUGUCAGAUCGAGCCACCCUUGAAGGAAUUUCUCGUCACUGCGACAUGCAACUGGUCUGAUAUCAUCUCUGACAUCAACCUGCCGAGCGCGAGGGAUUUCUUGGACUGUGACCCUCACUGCCCGCUCGAGUACAUGGUUGUUCGGUGCUCGGGUUGGUUGCACAUCCGCCAUCCAGGGACGUACUUGUUCUCGCUGGAGUCAGAGGAUGGGUCUUAUCUGAUCGUUGAUGAUGAGCUGGUGGUCGACAACGGGGGGGCACACGGGUUCUGCUCAGCGAGGAACUCAAAGUUCUUGCAGAGGGGGGAAAAGAGGGUUGAGGUUCAGUUCUUCAUCAAUGAAGGAAACCCCGGGCUGGUUGUGACGAUGAAUGGACCAGACACUGGAGGGGAGGAGAGGCUGCUGAGCGGAUACUGCACGGAUCAAACGGGGAGGUUGAAAGGAGGAGGAUUGAGGUCAAGGCAAGUGCAUCAGGGAACGGGUCUGGAGCAAGGGAGUGCGAGGGCUAGGGGGGACAUUGAAGUAGCAGAGAACGGCUCGGAGGUUUCAGACUCAACUAGCUGCAAGUCUGUUGGUGUGGUCUGCUUGCGGAAGGGAAGGCAUCAACUGGAGCUGACGUGGGAAGAGGAGGAGGCAAUCUGCUUGAGGUACAAGGGACCAGAUACCCUGCAGGUGGAGAAGAUGGUAGGAGGGUACCACCAACCGUCUGCUCUUACAGACACUCUCAGUAUAUGGACCAGUCCAACGAAAGAGUCAGAUAAGCUGGAGUUCUCGGAAUGGCAGGAGAGGUCACAGUCACUCUAA
Molecule: messenger RNA, 2160 nt
Organism: Guillardia theta CCMP2712
Lineage: Eukaryota; Cryptophyceae; Pyrenomonadales; Geminigeraceae
Exons: 8
Coding region: 1-2160 (719 amino acids)
Source: RefSeq, a predicted model, not a curated record